This is a messenger RNA of Drosophila rhopaloa, 629 nucleotides long. RefSeq lists its product as uncharacterized. The record is from RefSeq and is a predicted model, not a curated record. Lineage: Eukaryota; Metazoa; Arthropoda; Insecta; Diptera; Drosophilidae. The coding region runs from base 189 to 605 and encodes 138 amino acids. The transcript has 4 exons.
UCAAUUUCUUAAACAUAAUGUAUCUAAAAAUAAUUAAGAUUUACCUGUAUGGCCUUUGCGUAAAAGUACCAGAAGCAAAACAGUUUAAACUCGAAACUUGAAAUACUAAAGUUGCUUGGAAAAAUAAAAGAUUUAAUUUUUAGCCAGUCAUCUUGGCAAAUAGAUUUAUUAAUUUGAAAACUUUUGAAAUGUGCUUGGAAAGGUACCAAAGACCCUGUUGUGUCCUACUCGGAAUUACGGCGAUAACAUUAGGAUUUUUGGAGAUGUCAUAUCAUUGCUACAAAUUAGUCACGAAAGAAUAUAAUAAUUGGCUAAUAGCAUCAAUGGUAGUCUGGUCCUUGCUUCUCAUUGCCGCAAUUCUUCUUAUAGUCGGCUCAUUAAAGAAAAUCCCCCGUCUUCUGCUGAUCUGGGUAAUAGUUGGACUAGUGUGUGGUAUUGCUCUGACUAUUAUUAAAGUACGAUUAAUGAUAUUUUAUCAUGGACAUUCAAGAUACGCUGUCGAUAUUCUGAGGGCCACGUACAGUAUAUUCUUUUUAUUAUUGGUCUUUAUUUGGUCCUACUACCCCUAUGCCUAUUUGCGUGAACUGCAAAAAAUACAACAAUAAUAAAUAAUAUUUUGUUAAUUAUAA